AUGGACUCUCAUGAAAGAGGACACUGGGUGGAUCAGCAAUUCGAGAACUUUGUGGAUUGUGUCGCGCAGUGUCUACCUCAUGGCAAGGCCGACUUUUUGCGCUAUUAUGAGGUGCCCAAAGUGGCCAAAAUCUAUGCCCCUCCACUUCAGCUGCCCAUCCUUGUGUGCCAGAGUUUGGUGACGCUUUUGGCACUUGGCUUCUUGAUCAUUUCCUUACAUCUGUACGAGGAUGUUGCAGUGGUUUCUUCGACGCACACCUUCGACAUUUCCUUUCCACAGCGGAAUUUCGACACAUGCCACGAUGUAGAUUUUGACUGUGACGAUGUUGGCAAAUCCGAGCUCACCCGGGACCAGGACCAGAAAGCCAACUCCUAUUGCAACGAGGCAAAGCUGCAUGAUCUCUCCAAGAACAUGGAAAACUAUUUCUUCUCCGUCAACGAUGGCCACAACUACAGCAGGAAUAGAUGGCACUCACCACCCAGUCUUCAGCCGGAGUGCAAAAAGUUUGAUGUCCAUGGCGUUUUUCGGGAGGAUGGGCCAGCCCCCUUGAUCAUGACUGCACAGUCGAUCUUUUCUCAAAAGAGCUGCGAAACAGAGCCAUCGAUGCCGAGUUGUAUUUGGGAGAAUGACCAUGUGAACUUUGAGAUUGUUUACGAUGUGGAGCGCUUUCUCGUGAAGCUUCGUCACGAUAUUGUGCUGGAUGAUGGCCGCCGGGUGGAGAGUACAGAUGCAACAGGCUUCAUGAAGUUCCAAGCUGAUCCGAACAACUUGUAUGUCGUGAAAUGUGACCCAGACAAAACAGACUGCGACUAUUCAUUGCCAAGCCACGCAGAUUUCCCGCCCUGUGGAAAUACAUCCUCGCAACUGGAUUCUCCCUGCUUUAGCACGGGUUUCGCUGACUUCAUCUCUCUUGAAAUUCUUCUCCGUGCCGCCAACACCUCGCUUGAUGAAGUCGUCUCGGACCUUCCCCGCCGAUGGUGGGGGACUUACUUACAAGUCGAUGUCAGAUACUCCAACGAUGAUCUUCGGGACUACUGGCUGGGAUCGCCCGGGCAGUUUUCGCAACUGCAACUGCGGACCCGUUAUGUCUAUUCUGUCAGGAAGCUUACUGAUUACGUCUGGAACUCGCAGACCAUCUUGACCUCUGAUACGGAGCGCACUCUCGUACGACAUGCUGGCAUUCGCAUCUCGGUCAAUGUUCAUGGAAGCCUUAAAACGUGGAGUUGGCUGAACGUCUUCCGAACCUUGGCGAUCUUCGGCGUCCUCUGGAAGAUCACGGUGGUGAUGGUGGACAUCCUCAUGUUGGCCUUAUACCGGCAAAUACCAACAUUGAGGCACCUGCCCCAUCUGAGGCACUAUUACAGUGUCACGGAGACCCCCCACCAUGACCACAUCAAGAAGCUAAGCCACGAGCAGCUUGAGCUGGAGAAGAAGAAAUACCGUGAGUUGAAGUUGCAGAAGAUCAUCCAAGAUGAGGAAGCAGACGAAGCAGCGGGCCAUUAA
This is a messenger RNA of Symbiodinium sp. CCMP2592, 1503 nucleotides long. The record is from the annotation of a GenBank genome assembly. NCBI's taxonomy places the organism in Eukaryota, Dinophyceae, Suessiales, Symbiodiniaceae.